Molecule: messenger RNA, 2707 nt
Organism: Grammomys surdaster
Lineage: Eukaryota; Metazoa; Chordata; Mammalia; Rodentia; Muridae
Gene: Exog
Product: exo/endonuclease G
Exons: 6
Coding region: 10-1116 (368 amino acids)
Biological process (GO): apoptotic DNA fragmentation
Cellular component (GO): nucleus; mitochondrial inner membrane
Molecular function (GO): single-stranded DNA endonuclease activity; 5'-3' exonuclease activity; metal ion binding
Source: RefSeq, a predicted model, not a curated record
CCCGGAGUCAUGGCUGCAAAGAGCUUCGCUUCCCGUCUCAGGGACUCGCGGCGGUUUCUGAAAGGCUUCUUGGCCGGGGCUGUAGUGGGCGCCGCGGGAGCGGGGCUGACGGCGCUGCAGUUCCUCCGGCGUCGGGACGCGGGAUCCGCAAGGCCGGCGAGGCAGCCGCACGAAUCUUCAGAAAAAGUUGUCUUGGAACAGUUUGGAUUUCCUUUAACUGGAACAGAGACUAGACGUUACACUAACCAUGCCUUGUCUUAUGAUCAGGCAAAACGGGUGCCCAGAUGGGUUCUGGAACAUAUAUCCAAGGACAAGAUCAUCGGUGACGCGGACAGAAAGCAUUGUAAAUUCAAGCCGGAUCCUACUGUCCCUUCAGCCUUCAGCGCCCUCAAUGAAGACUAUAUUGGAAGUGGCUGGUCACGAGGUCACAUGGCCCCUGCAGGAAAUAACAAGUUUUCCAGUGAAGCCAUGGCAGAAACCUUUUACCUUUCUAAUAUUGUGCCUCAGAAUUUUGAAAAUAAUUCCGGCUAUUGGAAUAGGAUAGAAAUGUAUUGUCGUGAGUUGACGGAGAGAUUUGAAGAUGUUUGGAUAGUAUCAGGACCUUUAACCUUACCCCGUGCUAGGACUGACGGAACGAAAACAGUUAGUUACCAGGUGAUCGGUGAGGACAACGUGGCGGUCCCCUCACACCUUUACAAGGUGAUCCUGGCUCGAAGAAGCCCAGAAUCUACGGAGCCACUGGCACUGGGGGCCUUUGUGGUGCCAAAUGAACCCAUUGGGUUCCAGCCCCAGCUAACCGAGUUCCAGGUGAGCCUCCAUGACCUAGAGAAGAUGUCAGGUCUGGUGUUUUUCCCCCGUCUGGAUAGAACCAGGGACAUCCGGAAUAUUUGCUCUGUGGACACCUGCAAGCUCCUGGGUUUCCAGGAAUUCACUCUGUACUUGAGCACAAGGAAGAUUGACGGAGCCCGGUCUGUGGCCAGACUGGAGAAGGUUCUGGAAGCUUUGAGGAGCUCUGGGGUGGAACCUGACGAUUACUUCCUGAGUCGCUAUGGGAAAAAGCUAGAGGAACUGAAGGCUAAGGAGCAGAAGGACACUCAGCUGGAAAAGCAGUCCUAGUGUCUGUCUAGGUGUGCACUGAGCGUCUGUAACGAACAGGCAUGCCCUCUCCAGGGAGAUGUAUUUUAGCAGAUUUAUUUUCAAGAAAUGAUGGAAUUCUGACCAAAAUCUCUCCAAAGACUCACUGACUCAAAACUCAGUUGUUUUCCUUUGCUAGGAUCUGAGUUGGCUGAGACGGUUUUAAAACUCCUCUCUUGUCCUGCACAAAUAACACUAUGAUUUAACGUGCUCAUGACCCCGAAGUCCUCCCAUCUGUCUGUAUCAGAGCAUCCGAUGACUGCUCUUCCUCUGUGCAAACCCUGCAUCUGUAUCAGAGCAUCCGAUGACUGCUCUUCCUCUGUGCAAACCCUGCAUCUGUAUUGGAGCAUCCAACAACUGUUCUUCCUCUGUGCAAACCCCGCUGUUCCCGUCUCACCUGUGGGGAAGAUGAGGCUCAGAGAACUUUGUAUCUUCCUCACUGGUGUUCUACAGAAGUCAUCCAGGGUCCUCAGAAUCAAGACAAAGUUAGAUGAGGGUUUGACUCAAGUCCAUACCUCUGUCCACGGCUAUUUCUGGUGCUAAGGCCCUCCUGGUGAGAAGAGUCUGUCUCCUCAGAAGAGUGAGCACUUCAUUUCUGUGGAAGAAACAGCUGGUCUUUGAAAGAUGGAGAUACUUUGUAGGUUUAACCAGAGCCUGUGGUUCCCUCCAGGGAUCACAUAGUACCAGAUAAGUGUGUUUCUUGGCUUCACUGGGGCCUUUCUAAAGGAGCCCAAGAAAGUAUGUGCUGAGAGUCACCUGGUACCUCUGGUCCUGCUAUCUGCUGGGCCAGCACACCACAGGUAGGUGUCACCUGGGCCCAAGGCCCAAACCAGCUCAUUCCCAGGGGAAAGAACAGCUGCUUUCUGUGCUGACCUCCAGACUGGUUUAUACAGAUCUUGAACUGUCCUGAGUACACAUAGCCUAGUAGCUUCUGGGCAGAAGGACUUGUCUGAAUCUGCCAGUCUGCAGCUGUCUUCCAACCAGUACGAGGGUAAUCUUUGUGGCGUUGUGUCUGUCUCUGAUAGAAAUACCAUGGCUUUACAAUAAAGACGAGAAGGCAGUGGCUGACCAUUUUGCUCCUUCAUUUGGAUAAAAAGAAGCAGUCGGGUGUAGGACACAGUGGCUGAUUAAUGCCACUCUGCUUAUCUUCCUGUCCCCAUUAACUUGUGCCAGUCCUUCUAAGGAUAGGAAGCCAAAAUGUCACUGUGACCAAAAGAAUCUGUUACUCUCUCUCCUCAGAAAAGAGGUGAUGGUGGGGCCUGAGUGUUCCUCCAGGAGCCCUGGGAAGGAGGCUGGGACUCCUCCUGGCUGUGUCCCAGGUCCUCACCAUGUAUCCAUGCAGCCGAGCUCUCUCUCCUGUGGCCAUGUUCCCCUCCGCCAUGCUGACCUGACUUGCUGGUGGCCAUGGACUUGCUUCCCAUGCUCUCCUCACUCAGGGAGAAUCUUGUCUAUAUCUGUAAGUUUCUGUAGCUUGGGAUUUUAUUUCCUAUGAAAGAUGCUACCUGGUCAUUGUGAGACAGAAAUAAGAACAAAAUAAAAAAGACAGUAUGCCUAACUGCAUUAUAUAUAUGUA